Molecule: messenger RNA, 330 nt
Organism: Protopolystoma xenopodis
Lineage: Eukaryota; Metazoa; Platyhelminthes; Monogenea; Polystomatidea; Polystomatidae
Source: the annotation of a GenBank genome assembly
AUGUCGCCAAAUAAGUCGAUCACUCUCCUGGACGUCAAACACUCGAACCCUCCAACAUGUGCUGGGUAUGCCUACACCACUUCUUCCCUCUUCUGGAUCCGCGAUGGUGCAAGUCAGUGUCUAUGUCCCAGGCAAAGUCAUCUAGCGACCGUUUCGUUAAAUUUACGUCUAAAGGACAACAUUUGCUGCGAAAAAGCAGUGACUUUGCCACAGGACCGACUUCAAAUCACCGCUACUUCUCCGCGUAGGGCAUCCGAAUCUCUUGAUCUAGCAUAUGGAUGUACUUGUCCUUAUGUAUGGAUUCUCGUUCUAAAGAUGUCUGUCACAUGA